UUCUGUCAUCAGUCACUGGUCUUAAAAGUGAAGGAUGUCAUUUUCUCUGGGCAUGUUUAAGCACAUGCACAUUUGAGACUUUUGACUGAAUCUCUUGGAUCCUAGAGUAUAGCCGUGAUGGAACUGCUGCACAGGUCACAUUAAUACCAGCCGGUUGGGCUCAUUUGCCAAUCCGGACCCGGUAAUAAUUGUUCAGACAAGAGGUGGAAAAAGGUCAGCGUUGUUUCCUGCUGCCGGAUCUGUCCUUACGAGGAGCUCAGAUCCGCCCGCAGCUACGUUCCCACACGCUUGUUUGUGCCCACAUGCUUUUGUGCUGCGGUGGGAGGCAUUUAACCAAGAUCACAGAGUUACAAGUCUGUGUCUCUUCUCACAGAGGUGCUGUGAAAAGAGGCGACUGUUUCAUAUGUCUGUGCGAGUCUGACUAUGCUGCUCUCGGUAGCGCUGGGCAUAGUUUUCUCCCUCGGCGCGGUCACCUCUGAGAAGGCUGCCGUCGACAGGCGCAACCACAGCUGGAUCUCCCUGCCGCCAGAGCACUCCCCCUACUUCCUCUCCAACAACAAGAGGGUCGCCAAGCUAUGCCGCCUGGACCCACUCUGCCCUUUUAAAGAUGCACUGCAGGAUCUCUCUUUCUGCUGGGGUUAUGAGAAGAACUGCGAUCCCGGGAAACGCUUCAGCUAUCCUGUCUGUACCAAGGCUAACUCUGGAUGGGCCAGUUCACUGGAGGCCGCCCAGGAGCUUUUCUGGAAGCAGGCGGAUUUUGGCUAUGUCAAAGAACGCCUCUCUGAGCUCAGAACACUCUGCAGGCCAAGCAAGCCAGGGGAUUCUUUAUUAAGAUGCAGUCGUCACACUAGAUUCUGUAGGGCAACAAAUCUUUACCUGGACUUGCGGAAGCCACGCAGAAGUCAUGAGAGGUACCAAGAGGACUUCCUACAGGCGGGUGAGAUCGGUGGCCACUGCAGACUGGAUAAGCAAGCGCUUGUUGCUGAGGGUGAUCACAAGAGUCCUUUACAGUCAUGGUAUGCUGAGCUGCAGACAUACACAGAGCUAAACCACCCUCCCAUAGAAGAUGGACAGUGUGACGUCAUCGUUGAAAAACCCACUGUUUUCAUGAAACUUGAUGCAGGUGUAAACAUGUACCACCACUUCUGUGACUUUGUCAACCUCUACAUCUCCCAGCACAUUAACAACUCCUUCAGCUCGGAUAUCUACAUCGUCAUGUGGGAUACGAGUCAUUAUGGAUAUGGAGACCUGUUCAGUGAAACCUGGAGGGCCUUCUCAGAUUAUGACAUCAUCCACCUCAAGAGCUACGACUCAAAAAGAGUUUGCUUCAAAGAUGCUUUCUUUUCCCUUCUACCCAGAAUGAGAUACGGCCUUUUUUAUAACACUCCUCUUAUCUCAGACUGCUACACCGAAGGGAUGUUCAGGGCCUUUUCUCAGCACGUCCUGCACCGGCUGGACAUUCCACAAGACCGGCCAAAGGAGGGGCGUGUUCGUGUCACCCUGCUGGCACGCAGCACAGAAUACAGAAGGAUACUUAACCAAAUCGAGCUGGUAAAUGCCCUCAAGACGGUGCCACUACUGGAGGUCAAUGUGGUGGACUACAAAUACAAGGACGUUCCCUUCCUGGAGCAACUGAGGAUCACCCACAACUCUGACAUCUUUAUCGGGAUGCACGGGGCUGGUCUCACACACCUCCUCUUCCUCCCCGACUGGGCUGUCAUCUUUGAGCUAUAUAACUGUCAGGACGAGAGCUGCUAUCGAGAUUUGGCUCGUCUGCGGGGCAUUCGAUAUGUGACUUGGCAGAAAACGGGCAAAGUGCUCCCACAGGACAAGGGUCAUCAUCCCACCAUCGGAGACCAUCCCAAGUUUACCAACUACGCCUUUGAUGUGAGGGAGUUCAUGCGUAUCGUACUGGAGGCAGCUGAUUAUGUCACACACCAUCCCAAAAGGACGCGCGGAGUCCGUCACGAUGAGCUGUAGAGUGUCAGCGAACGUAAGGGGGAGCACAGACAUCUGGAACUCAUGAUUUAAAAAAAAAAAAAAAAGACCUCUGUUUGUCAGCACUACCCGCCAGCCAAUCCCAGUCAUGCAGUCAUGCAGAGAGUUGUUGCCUCCUGUCUGCUACUUUGAUAGGUCUGGAUGAGUAAAAGCAGUAUGAUGACAGUUCAAGUUUGCACAGCUUUCACUAGCUCUAUUAGUGUCGGAUCAGUCAGAGCGUGUGUGCAGCCAGAGCAGCUGCAGAGCUCCUUCAUUACCUCCACCCCGGCUACUUCAUUCCACGUCGUCAACGUUAGCAAAUGAGCAGCUGUUUGGGUGCCCCCUUCAGAUGUGACACAUUGUCCAAUUUCAUCAGCGUCACAGUGAUGGGGAUCUCUUGAGAGCUGUUGACAAUCACACUAGAGUUUGUGGGCGCGUCCAGUAUAAAGCUGUCACAUGUCAAAUGCACUUUGGUCACGCUGGAUUCACACGCAGAGCAUCACACUGUUUAUGCAGUUAGUCCAUCACAGUGUAAGAUGUUCUCACAAUUAGACUGACCACAAGUCAGAUGACAUCACCACAUUGUGAUAAUAACAGUACUGACAGGGGAUUAAUGUCUGACAUUACCCAUUGUAGUUUUUACACACUUCACACUUCAGUCAUUUAAAGUUACUUUUGCCACUUUGCAUUGAAAGCAAAAGUGCAAACGCAGCGCUGAUGAUUCCCGUUGCCUUCCCUCUGCCGUGUCAUCGUAAGUGUUAACAGCAUCAACAUUUCUCUUUUUAUUCUCAUUUCCUGCUAUAUUUCAGCCCACUUACUUGAAGUAUUGAAAUGACAGUUUUAAUUUCAAAACGCAUCUCCCAUACUUUAACUCUAAAAAGGGGAAGAUUGGUAAAAGUGCGGCGCUUUUAAUGUCUCUUUGUUGAAAAGUGAAAGCAGACCCCUACACUCCAAACUGUGUGUGUGUUUUAUUUGUUACACCUCUGAGAUAUUCAGCUGACUUUUUAAACUCUUCUGUUAGACAUUUGUUUACAUUUCCCCCUUUGUUAUUUGUCACAUUUGCUAUUUAUACUUGCAGUGUUACUUGUUUUGGAUGGAAAUUCUUUGCAUUUUCCAAAAAUGAAAAAUCAGUGUUGCGGUGCUGCUGCUGUCUGUGAUCUCUCCCGAACUCUUUUGUACGCCGUUAGUUAUGUGACUGAAAGGGAAUGAGCCCCAUUUACAUAGCGUGAUACAAUGCACAGGAAGACUAUUUGCGAUGACAUUCUUGUGUGUUUUUAUUCAUUUGGUUUUCUCCCUGUGAGCUUGAUGUUUUAUUUAUCAAUGAAAGUGUUGAUCUUUUUUGGUUGUUUCCACACUUGUAGGCAAUCUUCAUAUUUAAGAGCAAUACGUGAUUUUGAAAUAAAGAGUCAUAAAAA
This is a messenger RNA of Menidia menidia (Atlantic silverside), 3392 nucleotides long. Lineage: Eukaryota; Metazoa; Chordata; Actinopteri; Atheriniformes; Atherinopsidae. The record is from the annotation of a GenBank genome assembly.